AUGUGCGGGGUUUUCAACACGAUGUGUAUUUUGUCGUUAGUAUGUGUAGUACCAUCUCCAGGUUUUGUUGCAGACACUUUUCAUUUGUACUCCUCGUCUGAUAAAGUAUCGCUUCAAACAGGUGCCAUUGUACUUGUCAGGAAGAAUAAGUCGCUAUUCUUCAAACUUAUGGAAGGCAGAAACUUAGCAUCCCUCAUCACUAUCUCGUGCAUGUUCUUCUCACUUUUUCGGCUUACUAUCUCGACAAAACGUAGUCCUUCAUCGAACACUCCUAUUCCCCUGACCUAG
Necator americanus (New World hookworm) is the source of this 288-nucleotide messenger RNA. RefSeq lists its product as uncharacterized. The record is from RefSeq and is a predicted model, not a curated record. The coding region runs from base 1 to 288 and encodes 95 amino acids. The transcript is spliced from 2 exons. Lineage: Eukaryota; Metazoa; Nematoda; Chromadorea; Rhabditida; Ancylostomatidae.